Durio zibethinus is the source of this 1298-nucleotide messenger RNA. RefSeq names its product heavy metal-associated isoprenylated plant protein 7-like. The record is from RefSeq and is a predicted model, not a curated record. Lineage: Eukaryota; Viridiplantae; Streptophyta; Magnoliopsida; Malvales; Malvaceae. Gene Ontology annotation, molecular function: metal ion binding.
CUUAUGAUGAUGAUGAUAAAAUGCCCCCACCCUUCUCCGUUAGCUUCAGAUCUGGUGGUCCUGGAAACUCACAUAGUUUAACAUUUUCUUCUCUAGACAUCUCCAGAGAGAAAACACUACAACUCCAGUUUCACUAUACUAAUGGGAGAGGAAGAGAAGAAACCGGCAGAGGAGAAGAAAAUGGAAGAGAACAAGGGUGAAGAUGGGAAGAAAGGAGGAGAGGAAGAGAAGAAAGAAAAGAAAGAGGAAGCAAAACAGGAUGGAAAGUCAGGGGAGGAAAAGAAAGCUGAAGAAUCAAAAGAUGGGAAAGAAUCCCCUGCUCCUCCUCAAGAGAUUGUCUUGAAGGUUUACAUGCAUUGCGAAGGUUGCGCCCGCAAAGUCCGUAGGUGUCUCAAGGGCUUUGAAGGGGUGGAAGAUGUAAUGACUGAUUGUAAGAGUAAUAAGGUGGUGGUGAAAGGAGAGAAAGCGGAUCCUUUAAAAGUUCUUGAGAGAGUUCAAAGGAAGAGUCACAGGCAAGUGGAGCUUCUCUCUCCGAUCCCCAAACCACCUGCACCAGAGGAAGAGAAGAAAGCAGAGGAGAAAGAGAAGCCUAAGCCUGAAGAGAAGAAAGAAGAGCCUCAGGUGAUCACGGUUAUGCUCAAGGUUCACAUGCAUUGUGAAGCUUGUGCACAGGAAAUCAAGAAACGUAUUCAGAGAAUGAAAGGGGUAGAAGCAGCUGAACCAGAUCUAAAGAGUUCAGAGGUGACAGUGAAGGGAGUGUUUGAUCCACCAAAACUGGUAGAGUACGUGUACAAGAGAACAGGGAAGCACGCGUUAAUAGUGAAGCAAGAGCCAGAGAAGAAGAAAGAAGAAGAAAAAGCAGGCAAAGAUGCCAACAAAGAAGAGAAAAAAGGUGAAGAAGGUGGUGACAAAGAAAUGAAAGAAGCCGGUGGAGAAGACAACCAGGACAAGAAAGAAGGUGACAACACAGAAGCCAACGCAGCAGCCGCUGAAGGUGCAACAGAAGAGAUCAAAGUGGCGAUGGAACUCAUGAGAAAUGAAUACAAUUACUACCCAGCAAGGUAUGCAACAGAGUUUUAUGCAUACCCUCCUCCCCCUCCUCCUCAGAUCUUCAGUGAUGAGAACCCUAAUGCUUGCUCUGUAAUGUAAAAACUGGAGGAUUCAGGGGCAUGGUAGGGAUUAGGAUGAACAAAAUAUUGGCUCCUGCUCUUUGCAUGUGCCCCCACUUUGUACUGUGUAGGCUCUGCCUGAUGGCUAUUAUAAAAAAGUAUAAUCUACAGACAAACUGUAGAAUUUUG